Hyla sarda is the source of this 2150-nucleotide messenger RNA. It is a transcript of the gene MREG, whose product is annotated as melanoregulin. Lineage: Eukaryota; Metazoa; Chordata; Amphibia; Anura; Hylidae. Bases 135 to 878 code for a protein of 247 amino acids. Gene Ontology annotation, cellular component: melanosome. Gene Ontology annotation, biological process: melanocyte differentiation; melanosome transport. The record is from RefSeq and is a predicted model, not a curated record. The transcript has 7 exons.
AGGAGUGGUUGUACCGCCACACUUCUCCCCCCUGUUUUCUCCCUCUCCCCACCUGUGUUGGUUCAGCUGCUGCCUGUGCAGUUUUGCAGACAGUCACUGAGCAUCAAGUGAUUUCAGCACAACCUUCUGAGAAAAUGAAGGAAAACACAGAAAAUUCUGCUUUGCAGAAGCAAGGAUCAAAUCUUAAGACAAAAGGUUUCAAUCUUAAUGAAGCUCUCCUGGUUCCUAAGCAAAUCAUCAAUAAGACUCUAUGUGCGAAUGCCCCAAAUGCAGAGCCCAUGGGUAUGAAGGACUGGCUGUGUGCCUUUUGUUGUCUUAAACUGGGCUGUAUUGAUUAUCCUAAGAACGAGAAGCAACCUCUGGUAAAUAAUAACAACCAUAUCCAGAACUACACUGCGAACAAUGAUGAUGAGCGAAACCUGUGGAGCUCGCCUCAUGACUUGUCUCACACCGAGGCCGUUGAUGAUAGGAUGCUGCAUUCCUGGAUUCAGACCAGACGUCAACUGGAAAAAGACUCGGAGGAAUGGCAAAAACUCAACUAUGAAAUUUACACACUUAGGCAAGCAAGAAGAGAGGUGAGAACAAGGUGGAGACGGAUCCUGGAAGACAUGGGUUUCCAAAAAGAGGCUGAAUCCCUCUUGUCUGUUACAAAGCAAAGUACCAUCAGUAGCCCUAAAAACAUGAAGAAGGCAAUGGAGCUUCUUCUGCGACUUGCAGAUGAUACCACAAUCUUUCCAGCCGGAUGGGAUCUGCCUGAAAGAUACCUUUAUAUAAUGGACCGACUGAUAUGUCUUGAUGCAGUGGAGGAUUUUUUUAACAUCGCUUACAACAGAUAUCCUAAUUCACAUGUGGAAACCGGACCUAAAAUGAUAAAGUGAUGCGUCUUUGGCACGGUCUUCUAGUACAGAUCAUAUGGGGCCUUUCUAUCACCGGGCUGAGGGAUCCUUCUCCUUUAUGUUUUGGAUGCAAGUGCGACCUGAAGCAGAGUAAACUUUCAGUCUGCAUCUUGCAAAUGGGUCGCUCUGUAGUAAGGAUGUGUAUAUCUUCAACCCUGGAUCUUAUGAGUAUUCAGCAGAUGUGACGUCACAGCUAUUAACUAACUGGAACUUCUCGCUGCUCCCACUGCCGCUGUACUGACAGACUUGUCACUGGUCUCUACGAAGCUUCCAUAGACUUGAUGCUUGUUAUUCUUAAGAACUUGCUGUUUUCUGAAAAUAAGUAUUUAAAAUAAUUGGUGUCUAUCAAAUCUGCAAGGCCGGCAAACCUUGAUCAGAUGUAAAAGUGACACUUUAUCUUCUGUUUGUACUUCCAUCCUGGCAUCAGAACAAUACACGGGUACAAGUUGCUUGACUAUGAAUUGCAACUAUAAAACAAUAAUAAUAUUACCCCCUCCCGUCCACUUGUCUCUAGAUUAUAUUAGAGACACUAUUCUAGGCCCUGUUUUAUCCCAGCUUCGUUUUGUAUAGGCUGCUUAAAGGGCAGCCAUUUUUUUGAGAUGUUCCAGAGUUAAAAGGCAUGCAGCUACUCAGUGAACCAAGAAACCCUAAUGUUGGCCAUGUGGGUACAGUUGUUGCAUUUCUGGAAGACACCAUUGACAUUAGGUAAAGCCAAACCUGAUGUACAUGGCUCAUGCAAGAAAAUGUUUUUCAGUCAUAUUACAACCAAACACCAGGCUUGGAAUGAUUUACAGCAGGCCAGCCGUUUUUAGCUAUUUAUUGUAUAAAUCCAAUAGGAAUCAGAUUUUUAUUAAUAAUUAUUUGGUCUGGUAAAGGUAAAGCUGCAAAAAUCAGUGACUACGCCAUAGGUGCACAUCAGCACUUCAGACUCAGUAAAGUCUUGAGGUGUAGUCCUAUGCUGCAAACCAAAACUGCUGCGCAAGGCCUGAAAGAGAAAUGUUUUAUUCAUUAUUGUUCUUACAUAUUUCCCCUAAUUCCCCCUACAGAUUCUCAUGACUAUAUGUAUUCUGUAAUAUUGAAAAGAGUUUACUCAGUGUGCAUUGCAGGUAAAUUUUAUAUUAUUUCUUCUUAUAAAGAUAUGUAUUAAUGGAAAAGUCAAAUAAUUAAUGUGUGACUAUUGCCAUGCUGAUGUUUCUUUGUUUUUCUGGGUCAGCAAACAAGUUGCCAAAUCUGUAAUAAAAAGCUUGUGUUUUC